ACACUACUAUUAAUUUGUAAAAAAAACCCCAUUUUUGUUUAAUAUAUGUAUAUUUUUCUAGUUUCCCGGCGAGAGAAAAGGAAGUAGAAGUGUACAAGGAAGAAAUAUCUCUGCUUCUACGAAACUCUCUCUGUUUCUCUUUCAGUUUUUGUUUUACCCGUCUCUGUAUAUAUAAUUUUGGUUCAUCAAAGGAAAAAACUUUAUUUGGAAUCAGGCCAAUCAAGUUUACUUCUUCAAUGCACUUUCUUUAACUACUUUCUUUUAUAUUCCAUUUUCUUGUGGAAAGAAAGUGUUAAAUGGAACAAAGGGCAAACGGUUGGAUAUCAAGUCAACCUGAAGGAUUAGGACCAUCCGAAACUCCUUCAGUCAACAUUUCUCGAGUGUGGGAAACUGGUGCAUGGGGAAUCCCACGUAAAACUGAGACAUAUCAUUCAUCAAGUGAUGCAAGCUUAUUUUCUAGCUCAUUACCCGUCCUCCAUGAAAAAUUGAACUUUGCUGAUGCGGAGCAUUCUGGUCAUUCUGUUGAUGAUAACUCGCCGGAUUUGCUCAAGCUAAAACUUGAGAAUAAUGGAAAGGACCCACUCGAAGAUGUCGAAACAAAUGCACUUGGAAGUUUACUUCCUGGUGAUGAAGAUGACCUCCUUGCUGGCAUAAUGGAUGACUUCGACUUAAGUGAGUUGCCUAGUCAGUUGGAGGACUUGGAAGAGUAUGAUGUCUUUGGUAUCGGAGGGGGAAUGGAAUUGGACUUUGAACCUCAAGAGAGCCUUAGUAUUGGGAUGUCGAAGAUGAACUUAUCUGAAGGGGUUCUUGCAAAUGGGAUUGGUAAUUACCCUCUUCCAAAUGGUGUGGGAACGGUGGCUGGGGAACAUCCCUAUGGUGAGCACCCUUCAAGAACAUUGUUUGUACGAAAUAUCAAUAGUAAUGUUGAAGACUCUGAAUUGAGAUCUCUCUUUGAGCAAUAUGGAGAUAUCAGAACUUUGUACACUGCAUGCAAGCAUAGGGGUUUUGUAAUGAUUUCAUAUUAUGAUAUUCGAGCUGCGCGUACUGCAAUGCGUGCAUUACAAAAUAAGCCGCUAAGGCGAAGAAAACUGGACAUUCACUUCUCAAUUCCCAAGGAUAACCCAUCUGAGAAAGAUAUAAACCAAGGAACUCUUGUAGUAUUCAACUUGGAUCCAUCUGUGUCAAAUGACGACCUACGCCAAAUAUUUGGGGCUUAUGGAGAGGUCAAAGAGAUCAGGGAAACUCCACAUAAGCGACACCAUAAAUUCAUAGAAUUUUAUGAUGUUAGAGCUGCAGAGGCAGCUCUUAAAGUAUUGAACAGGAGUGACAUAGCUGGGAAACGCAUAAAGCUUGAACCUAGUCGUCCUGGUGGGGCUCGUCGAAACUUGAUGCAGCAGCUAACUCAGGAGCUGGAACAUGAUGAAUCCCGAAGUUUUAGACAUCACAUAGGUUCUCCUAUUGCUAACUCUCCUCCAGGUAACUGGGCACACUUUGGCAGCCCUGUUGAACAAAAUCCUUUUCAUGCUUUUAGUAAGUCUCCCGGUUUGGGAUCUUUUAGUCCUGUAAGUAACAAUAAUUUGCCUGGACUGGCUUCAAUUCUCCCUCCUCAUGUGCCUAACUCUCCAAGGAUUGCACCUAUUGGUAAGGAUCAAGGAAAGUCCAAUAAUACAAACCCAAUUUUUACUAAUACCGGAGCAGUGCAAGGUGUAUCCUACCAGCAUUCUAGAUCCUUCUCUGAGCAAAAGAUAAGUGCAAGCCCUGGACCAAUAUCUGCCUUCAGUGAAUCUAAUUCAAGUUCAUCUGGUAUUGGAACAUUGACCGGUCCUCAGUUUCUGUGGGGAAGUCCCCCUCCUUACUCUGACUGUGCUAGUUCUGCAUGGCCAACACCACCAGUGACACACCCUUUUUCACCAAGUGGACAAGGUUUUCCAUAUACAAGUCGACAUAGCUCUUUUCUUGGUUCAAGCAACCACCACCAUGUGGGAUCUGCUCCUUCUGGUGUGCAUCUUGAUAGACACUUCAAUUAUCUCUCCGAGUCACCUGAAACAUCUUUUAUGUACCCUGUUCCUUUUGCUGGUGUGGGUUUAAAUCGUAGCAACGGAAGCUUUUUGAUGAAUGUUGGUGCCCGUGGAAUUAUCGGUGCUGGUGUUGGCCACCUAGGAAAUGUAACUGAAAAUGGUUCACCUAGUUUCAGAAUGAUGUCGAUGCCAAGGCACGGUGCUAUUUUCCUUGGAAAUGGUUCUUAUCCUGGACAAGGUACAACUGGCAUUGAAGGGUUUGCUGACCGCAAUCGAACUCGGCUAGUUGAAAAUAAUGGAAACCAGAUUGAUAACAAGAAGCAGUAUCAGCUUGAUUUGGAUAAAAUAAUAAAUGGAGAAGAUACAAGGACCACUUUGAUGAUUAAAAAUAUCCCCAACAAGUAUACUUCAAAGAUGUUGCUUGCUGCCAUUGAUGAAAAUCACCGGGGCACUUACGAUUUUCUUUAUUUGCCAAUUGAUUUCAAGAACAAGUGCAAUGUAGGUUAUGCCUUCAUCAAUAUGAUCUCCCCUUCACAUAUUGUGUCCUUCUACCAGACUUUUAAUGGAAAGAAAUGGGAGAAGUUCAACAGUGAGAAGGUGGCAUCAUUGGCCUAUGCACGAAUCCAGGGCAAGACUGCCCUUGUGGCACAUUUCCAGAAUUCAAGCUUAAUGAACGAAGACAAGAGAUGCCAACCAAUCCUGUUCCAUUCAGAGAGCCAAGAGACUGGUGAUCAGGAACACUUCCUCUCUAGCAAUUUGAACAUCUGUAUUUGUCAACCAGAUGGUUCUUAUUCUGGGGAUUCAUUGGAGAGCCCAAAGGGCCUUCUGGAUGAGAAGCCAGAGAUCAGUUGACAAAUAAUUUGGAAAUCUUACCUUUAGCCUUAAAAAAGGGAGGGGCUAAGGAUGCUAACAAGUUGAUAAGUGUCUUUUUCUAAGCGUAUAAAGUUGGAAGACAUAUUAAAACAGAAAUGUACGUUAAAGCUUGUGACAUGUGCAGUGUUUGCUCUUCAGGUAUGAGCCUUCCAUGGUAAUUCACUAGAGAAGUAAAAGAUUAAACGAGGAAGAAGGAUUUUUUUUAAUUGUAUGUAGAGCAAGAAAUUGUUAUUGAACUAGGGGUCGAAAAAUAAGGCGAAAACAUGUUGCUGAGAGUUGGGAGUCUGUUUGCAAACUGUAUAUUGUGCUCAACCUGUGGCUGGAUGUCCUCCGGGUUCUAUGUUUUUAGUCAUUCACGUAGACGUUGAAGCAUGGUUACUUUGUAUGUAAAUCAGUUGGGGAACCCCAAAUGCCAAGGGUACAGGGCUGUUCAUAUAGGAAUGUAAUGAACUUUGUUCUUGUCAAUAUUUAUGUAUGUACAGAUAUUUGAAAUACC
Hibiscus syriacus is the source of this 3387-nucleotide messenger RNA. RefSeq names its product protein MEI2-like 2. The record is from RefSeq and is a predicted model, not a curated record. The transcript has 13 exons. NCBI's taxonomy places the organism in Eukaryota, Viridiplantae, Streptophyta, Magnoliopsida, Malvales, Malvaceae. The coding region runs from base 297 to 2870 and encodes 857 amino acids. Gene Ontology annotation, molecular function: RNA binding.